AUGAAAAAAGAAAUAACAUUUAAUGUAUGCUAUGGAGAGGAGGAGGAGAAGAAAAACGUAGUGGGGUUACUCGUGGAAAAUAAUUUUGAUGAAGUUUACGAGCCCCUAACUAGCGAAAGUUUGAGGUUUUUUUUACCAUUAAAUGGCUUAUAUGUAAUAGAUUAUCAAUUACAUUUUUUUAAAUAUAAUGAUAUAAAAAAAAUAUAUAUUGUUGUAACACAUCAUGAAAAGGAAUUGCAAAGUUAUGUUGAGAAAUUUCAAAAAAGUAAAAGAAGAUAUAACGAUUUAGAUAUAGAAAUAAUUAAAAUGAACAAAAAGACAAAAAGCUUAGGAGAUGUUUUAAGAGAUUUUAAAAAAUGUAAAAACAUAUAUGAUGAUAUAUUAUUAUUACUUUCUGAUACUAUACCUAUAGCAAAUAUAAAAGAAAUAGUUAAAGCUCAUUUUAUAAAUAAAGAAAAAUGUAAAAGUCAAAUUAUGACGCUUUUACUAACUCAUGACACAAAUGAUAAUAUGAAAAACCAAGAUGAAGAAUUUGUAAUUGCUUAUGAUAAUUUUACACUUAAAAUGUUGUUAUUUGAAUAUAUAAAAAAUAAAAAUUAUAUAAGCAUAACAAAUGAGAUAUUUGAUCAUGCAAAUAGUAAUAGUAAAAAUACAAAAUCAAAGAAAAAAGAUAAUAAAUCACCUCCUCAUGUAACCAAUAAAAAAGAAGCAGCUGUAGGAGAACGCUCAAUUUUUUCUACCCUUAGUUCCUCAGUCAGUUCUAUUAUUAUAUCUUGUGAUGUCCUUAUCCCCAAUAUAUAUAUUAUAACCCCUGAAGUUUUAAAACUAUUUGAGGAAAAUUUUGAUUAUCAAUGUAUUCGUAAAGAUUUAAUCUAUAAUAUAUUAAAACAAGAAAUAAAAAUCGAAGAAAUAUAUGUACAUGAAUUAAAUGAUGAUAAUAAUUAUACAGAAUGCAAUCAAAUGAUUGUUACUUUAUUUGAUUUUCGAACUUAUUACAAUUUUUAUAAAACAUUAAUAGAAAAAAAUAUUCAUCCAUUUUUAUCUAAAGCACAUCAUCUUUUGCCUGAUAUUCCUCAAUUGAUUUAUACCGAGCCAGGAUUUUAUAGAUCUAAAAAUUCAUUAUUUACUGAUGAUUGUAAAAUCUUUAAAUCAAGUUCUAUUGAAAAUUUUUCAGAAAUCAUGAAUGAUACAACUAUUGAAAGUUCUACUAUAUGUAAAAAUUGUAAAGUUCAUAAAAAUGUUACUAUUGUAAAUAGCAUUAUUGGAAAAAAUACUAUUAUAAAAAGUAACGUAGUUAUAUUAAAUUCUUUUAUUAGCGAAAAUGUAAUCAUUAAUGAAAAUGUGUUUAUUGAUGAGGGUUGUAUCAUUGGAAGAAAUAUGAAUAUACCAGAGGGAUUAAGACUUAAGAAAUACACCAGACUUAGCAAUUACAAAUAUGAAAUGACUAAAGCGAGACUUUCCGAAGCAAGCAAGCACGAGCUCGAGGAUGCGAAAAGGAACGAAACGAAGGACGAAGCAAAGGAAGAGAUACAAGAAGAAUCAAAGGAAGAGAUACAAGAAGAAGUAAAUGAAGAGAUAAUAGAAGAAGCAAAGGAAGAGAUACAAGAAGAAAUAAAAGAUGAGGUUGGAGAAGAAGCAAAGGGCGAAAUAAAAGAAGAGGUAAAAGAUGAAAUAACAGAUGAAGCUAAGGAAGAGGUAAAAGAUGAAAUAACAGAUGAAGCUAAGGAAGAGGUAACAGAAGAAAUAAAAGAAGAAACUGAAAAAGAGGUAAAAGAUGAAAUACCAGAUGAAGCUAAGGAAGAGGUAAAAGAUGAGAUAACAGGUGAAGCUAAGGAAGAGGUAAAAGAUGAGAUAACAGGUGAAUCUAAGGAAGAGGUAAAAGAUGAGAUAACAGGUGAAGCUAAGGAAGAGGUAAAAGAUGAGAUAACAGGUGAAGCUAAGGAAGAGGUAAAAGAUGAGGUUGAAGAGGAAAAGAUUGAAGAAAGCAAGGUUGAUAGUGUGAAGGAGAAAUAUGAAGAGGUGAGGAUUGAAGAAAUGAAGACUGAUGUCGAGGAGGAAAAGAAGGGAGAUGAAGAGGAAUUCAACAUAGAAAACUACAUAGUUAAAACAAAAUAUUCUGACGAAAAAUUAAGAUCAUUUUUUUUCUAUGUUCAUAAUUCUGAUGAUGAUAAAAAGUUAAAAUCAUUGAGUUCGUUAGAAUAUGACUCAGAAGAAGAAAUUGAAGAUAGCUCAGAUUAUUCUGGGGAUAAGGAAUAUAAUACAUUAUAUUUUAGUGAUGAAAAUGACAAUGAAUCUGAAACACAUGAUAAUAAUAAUUUUGGAACUGAAUAUAAUAAUUCUAAUGAAACAUGUGUAGAAAGUGAAAAAGCCACUUUUGAUAAUGAAAUAUCAUUAUUAUGUAAAGAAGCUUUUGAAAAACCUCAAUUUAUGAAUCAUAAAAUAUUAGAAAUGAAAAGUUUUCGUCUAUCACAGAAUUGUACAGAUUUAGAUGUAAUUAUAUCUUUUUUUCCAAUUUUUUGGCAAUUUAUAAAUAAUUUAGAGUUUGAAAAAGAUACAUGGAUUGAUAAAUUUGACGAUACUAAAUUAGACUUACUUUUUUCUUCAUUUUUAAUAGAUGAACCAAUAUAUUAUGAAACCAUUUAUGAUUUAAUUCUUGAGUUUUCAAAGAAAACAUAUUUAGAUAAUAAUGUCAAAAACAACAUACAUGGUCCCACCCGACUUUGUAACGCAUUUGAGUACAUAUACCAUUCAGAUAUUUUUGAGUUUAACCACUUUAAUAAGUGGAUUAAUAAUCGAGGAAAUGAUGAUUAUUUGAUAGACAACAAACGACUAAAAGCUUUCGCUGAAUGGGUUUCAGGGGAAUAG
Messenger RNA from Plasmodium vinckei vinckei, 2865 nucleotides. Its product is annotated as conserved Plasmodium protein, unknown function. The transcript has 2 exons. Gene Ontology annotation, cellular component: eukaryotic translation initiation factor 2B complex. Bases 1 to 2865 code for a protein of 954 amino acids. Gene Ontology annotation, molecular function: translation initiation factor activity; guanyl-nucleotide exchange factor activity; translation initiation factor binding. Lineage: Eukaryota; Apicomplexa; Aconoidasida; Haemosporida; Plasmodiidae. The record is from RefSeq and is a predicted model, not a curated record.